UUGUUUUUACACACACUGGAAGAAGAAGAAGUGACCAGCGCUGCUUAUCACAUGGAGGCAUUAUAGGAAAAUAUAUUAUUAUAUUUUUAUGUUGUUUUUCCGUGCAGUCGUCACUAUAACAAUAUAGACUUUUAUCACUCACCGACGGGUUUGCGUUUUAAAGAAAUGGCGACGGAAGCAAAAAGACCAAAGACAGGUGAUGAGAAGAGUGUGCUGGAGCCCCUGAACAACUUCUUGCUGUGGUGUGAAAGUGUGCAGCUCACUCUCAGCGAUAAGGUGUACUUAGGUAAAGAGGGUACAGCAGCAGAAUAUGGUAUGCUUGCCAAAGAGGACAUUGAAGAGGGACACGUCCUGUUCACCAUUCCCAGAGAUGCUCUUCUGCAUCAGGGCACUACCAAAGUCAAAAAAGUGCUGGAAGAAGGAAAGAAGUGUUUGGAGAGUGCGUCAGGCUGGGUUCCUCUUCUUCUGAGUCUCAUGUAUGAGUACACCUCUUCAACAUCCCACUGGAAACCAUAUUUGUCUCUUUGGCCAGAUUUUAGGACUCUGGAUCAACCCAUGUUCUGGUCUGAAGAGGAGUGUGAUAAACUCCUAAAAGGCACAGGAAUUCCUGAGUCAGUCAUCACUGACCUGAGAAGACUCCAGGAUGAGUACAAUAGCGUGGUCCUCCCCUUCAUGAAGUCCCAUCCUGACCUGUGGGACCCUGAGAAGCACAACCUGGAGCUCUACAAGAGCCUCGUUGCAUUUGUUAUGGCCUAUAGCUUCCAAGAGCCUGUAGAAGAUGAUGAUGAAGAUGAAGAGGAUGAUGAAAAAAAGCCAAACCUUCCAAUGAUGGUGCCAAUGGCCGACAUGCUGAAUCACAUUUCCAAGCACAAUGCCAAUCUGGAAUACACUCCUGAGUGUUUGAAGAUGGUGUCAAUACGGCGUAUUGGGAAGGGCGAGGAGGUGUUCAACACAUACGGGCAGAUGGCAAACUGGCAGCUCCUCCACAUGUAUGGAUUUGCGGAGCCAUUUCCUAAUAAUAUCAACGAGACAGCAGAUAUUAAGAUGGCCAGUGUGUACAAAGCUGCAGCGCAAGUGGCACGAAGUGAAGCAAAUCAGCAGCUCUUAGAGGACAAAUGGAAGAUGUUGUGUGAGAUGGAGGUUGUGGGAGAGAAAGGAGUCUUCAUAUUUGGCCAGUCUGGCUCUUUAACAUAUCAUGAGCUCUACACCACACUGAAGGUCCUGUGUAUGUCUUCACAAAUUUUUGAGGACUUUCGUGAAAACGAAGGCUGGGAGGAGGAUGAUGAGGACGACGAUGAUAAAAUGGAGCAGGAUCUGAGUUUUGAAGGACUGGCCAGUUUGUCUGUGGAGUGGAAACGUCUCCUGUAUGUGGCAGCUACUGAGACGCUGGACUCUUAUAAUGAGGAUGUCGAGACAGACAGGAGGCUGAUGGAGGAUCAGAGAGCUCUGGCUGAACUCAGCAGUAGAGAGAGGAGAGCUUUGUAUGUGCGCCUCGGUCAGAAGAACAUCCUGCAGCGAAUACAGCAGCUCACCAAACCUGCAUCUUAAAGUAUGCUUUCCACAAACAUUCUUAUACAGUGCUGAAACUGCAUUCUGGGAAACAUCGUGUUGGAGAAACAUUUCUGUAACAAUUGCAAAUGCUGAAUGAUUCUGAGCUGUUGUGAAACAUAUUUAGCAUAAAAUUUGCUUAAAGUCCAUUUACAUCUACAUCUGGCAGGCAUUGUUAAAAAAAAAAAAAAAA
This is a messenger RNA of Danio rerio (zebrafish), 1741 nucleotides long. It is a transcript of the gene setd6, whose product is annotated as SET domain containing 6, protein lysine methyltransferase. Gene Ontology annotation, molecular function: protein-lysine N-methyltransferase activity. Gene Ontology annotation, cellular component: nucleus. Lineage: Eukaryota; Metazoa; Chordata; Actinopteri; Cypriniformes; Danionidae. The record is from RefSeq and is marked provisional.